Ipomoea nil (Japanese morning glory) is the source of this 1206-nucleotide messenger RNA. Its product is annotated as serine/threonine-protein kinase HT1-like. The record is from RefSeq and is a predicted model, not a curated record. The transcript is spliced from 6 exons. Gene Ontology annotation, molecular function: ATP binding; protein kinase activity. The coding region runs from base 36 to 1058 and encodes 340 amino acids. Gene Ontology annotation, biological process: protein phosphorylation. Lineage: Eukaryota; Viridiplantae; Streptophyta; Magnoliopsida; Solanales; Convolvulaceae.
CUCUCUCUCUCUGGUAAACCUGCUCGUUAGAAGGAAUGGGGAAUAAGCAUAGUCAAUACACCCAAGAUGAUGAGUUCAAAUUUCUGAUCGAUGAAACCAAGCUCCAAUAUGGAUAUGUAAUCAAUAAGGGUGAGAACACCACCGUUUACGUCGGAACAUAUAUGGCCAAACCUGUUGCCAUAAAAGUAAUACAGAAAGAAAAAGGCACAGAUGUGAGUGCUCAUCGAAACGAGAGAUUUCUGAGGGAGGUCAGGUUGCUUGCUGCGUCCAAGCAUGACAACAUUCUGAAGUUUAUUGGGUUCAGCCUGGAACCAGCCUUGACAUUAGUUACAGAAAUCAUGAAAGGAGGUUCACUUCAAAAGCACUUAUGGCACAUCAGACCAACCAAGCUAGACCAAAAGGAAGCUUUAGUUAUGGCAUUAGAAAUCUCUCGCGCAAUGGCAUAUUUGCAUGAAAAUGGCAUCAUUCAUCGCGACUUAAUGCUCAAUAAUAUUUUUCUAUCAGAAGGCAAGAAGAGUGUGAAGCUUGGGGACUUUGGGCAGUGUAGGGAGCGUCUGGAAGGUUAUUUUUCUACUGAUGUUGGAACCUAUCGCCGGAUGGCUCCUGAGGUGUAUAGUAGGGAGCGGGAUGGAAUCAGAAGCUUAACGACGAGAUACAAUCAUAAGGUGGAUGUAUAUAGUUUCGCUUUUGUUGUGUGGGAGCUGUACACAAACAAGACUCCUUUCCAGGGCAAGGAUAUCAACAUGAUUAAAAAAGCUGUACUUAAUAAUGAGAGGCCUAUCCUGGAUGAGGAGGAUAUUCCGUUUGCCCUUCAUGACUUUCUGCAAUCCUGCUGGUCAACUGAUCCACUACAACGACCAGAGUUUUCGGCAAUCACAAAAUUUCUAGAAGAAUUGCGGAGCGAAAUUGAGCCCGGUUGGGACAUUAUAGAACCCAGUAUCCUAGCUAGCCGGCAGGAAAAUUUGUGGAUGAAGACUAAGAAGAUCAUCACAAGACUGGUCUCCUGUCUUCCUUUUCGCAAAAAGCCACCUCCAAGUGGGCUGCUGUUUUUUCCUUAAGAGUGGCAUCUGCAAGUGUCUUUAAAUUCUGCUGCUGCAUAUAAGAUACAUACAUACAUACAGGCUUCUUGAUUGGCAUAUACUUGUAAAGUACACUUCAUUCUUGAUUCUUGGCAGAUUCCAUUUACUGCACAAUAAAACAAUAUAA